Molecule: messenger RNA, 2540 nt
Organism: Brassica napus (rape)
Lineage: Eukaryota; Viridiplantae; Streptophyta; Magnoliopsida; Brassicales; Brassicaceae
Exons: 2
Coding region: 1-2505 (834 amino acids)
Biological process (GO): proteolysis
Molecular function (GO): aspartic-type endopeptidase activity; zinc ion binding; nucleic acid binding
Source: RefSeq, a predicted model, not a curated record
AUGUUUGGACACGAUAGGACCCCUCUGCAGAGAACAAGAUCUUUUCAUGUGUACGGUAACAAGACUAGAGUGAGGGAAGACAGUUUGGCGAGUAUUGGCCCAAGUCGUAAUUGGGACCGGAGACAUCAACAUGAUCAAUCCGUUCAAUCACACCCAAGGCCAGAUCAGAACCGUGCCACUGAAGGACCACAAAAUCAAGGAGCGGAAAACACCCUGAAGCUUUUACAUGACGUGAUGACCGAGGCACUUGGUAACCAAGGCAGGCGUACUCAACGCCCUGAAGUUUCCAAGCUAUUAUCUACCAUGAAGAACAUUGGAUCCUACAAGUUCAAAGGAGGAUCUGAUCCUCUUGAAGCCGGCAAGUGGAUUACUAUGAUGGAGAAGAACUUUGAGGCUAUGGAGUGUCCGGAGGAGUAUCAGAAGAAGAUCGCGGUGUACUAUUUGGAAGGCGACGUAACAGGAUGGUGGGACAGUAUAGACAGGCAGCGUGGACACACCAUCACAUCAUGGGAAUCGUUCAAGGGAGAGUUUGAGAGGAAGUAUUUUCCUCCAGAAGCAAAGCAUCGGUUGGAGCGCCAAUUCAUGAACCUUGUUCAAGGAGAUAGGCCAGUGAGGAGUUACGAAUCUGAGUUCACAAGGUUGAGGCGACAUGUUUUUGAUGGGCGUGAAGAUGAAGCAACUAUGAUCCGUAACUUUAUGUACGGAUUGAAGCCGGAGCUUGGAAGUCGUUUAGCUGGAAGCAACUUUAGCAGCUUAUCGGAUCUGGUGGAAAAAGCUGUUAAUGUUGAGAUUGUGUUAGAGGCGGAAAGGAAGAUUAUACAACAUUCUGGUGGACAUACCAAGUUUCGCCAAGGAGAAAGACCGAAUUUCAACAAGGGUCCAAGAUCUAACAAAGGCAAAGGGCGAGGAUUUGGAGGCCAAGCCAACAAUCUUGAUAACACUGGAGUAUGUUACACAUGUGAUCAUCCGGGACAUAUUUCGAGGUUUUGUCCAAAAAAUCAGCGGAAUAACCCAUGGAGUAACCAGCAGGGUUAUUCAUCGCUGAGGAUGGAAGAUGUUACUUGUUUCUUCUGUGGAAGGAAGGGCCAUUAUGCAUCGUCAUGUCCAAACAAGCCAAUCCCUGCGACCCCUCUCGCGAUCCGAGCUCCCCCUAGCCGUCCAGCUAUUGAGCCAGCACCAAAGAAACAAAACCUAGGAGGUAGAGUUUAUGCCUUAGGGGUAGAAAACCCAGAUAAUGCAGGACCGUCAAGCGGUCCCAUCACAGGAACCAUACAUGUUGCGGGUAAACCCACACAUGUAUUGUUCGACUCGGGGGCAACACAUAGUUUUGUGACCCCUGAAGUAGCUGCCCGUUUUUGGGAUUGUUUUGUGGUUGACAGGAUAAGCGUGGCCGUCUUGACCCCCGCAGACCGAACCCUUCAAGCAGAUCAGUGUAUCAAGAAUGUUCCAUUGGUCAUUCAAGGCAAAGAGUUUGUGGCAGAUUUGUUAGUCGUGCCUUUAGAAGGGUACGAAGUAAUCCUUGGAAUGGAUUGGUUAUCGAGCUACAGAGUUCAGAUCGACUGUGGAAAGGGAAGGUUGUUGUUUGGCAGAGGUAAACGACCAGAGAUGGUGUACUAUGGAAUCAGUCCUAGUAUGACCGUGUCUUUGGUAGCAGCAAUGAGAGUACAAGAUUUGUUUCAAGAUGGGGAAGUAUAUUUGGUGACCUUAUCGGUUAGUGGAGGAGCCACUAAUGAUGAAGUUAAGGUCGAAGACAUAGAAGUGGUCCAAGAGUUCGAGGAUAUCUUUGCACCACUAAAGGAAUUACCUCCACCUCGGAGUAAUCCCUUUACCAUCAAUUUGGAGCCUGAAGCAAAACCUAUAGCUAAGGCACCAUAUCGGAUGGCACCUGCGGAGUUGGCUGAAUUAAAGAAGCAAUUGGAAGAUCUAUUGGAAAAGGGAUUCAUUCGGUCGAGCUCUUCACCUUGGGGAGCUCCUGUGCUAUUUGUGAAGAAAAAGGACGGAAGCAUGAGGUUGUGUAUCGAUUAUCGUGGUAUCAACAACAUCACGAUAAAAGAUAAGUAUCCUCUUCCGAGGAUAGACGAGUUGUUAGACCAACUAAAGGGAGCUAGUUGGUUUUCGAAGAUUGAUUUGGCAUCAGGGUAUCACCAAAUUCCUAUUGCCAAGUCAGACAUCAUGAAGACGGCGUUUCGGACGAGGUAUGGGCAGUACGAGUUUGUAGUUAUGCCCUUUGGUCUCACGAACGCACCUGCGGCUUUCAUGCGUUUGAUGAAUGAAGUGUUUCACGACUACCUCGACAAGUUCGUGAUCAUUUUCAUUGAUGACAUCCUGGUGUACUCGAGAAGUAAGGAGGAGCACAAAGAGCAUCUGAGACUGGUUAUGGAGAGGUUACGGAAUCAGAAGCUAUUUGCCAAGUUCAGCAAGUGCUCGUUUUGGAAGAGAGAGAUAGGAUUUCUGGGUCACAUAGUAUCAGGAGAGGGCGUUGCUGCUGAUCCAGAAAAGGUCUAAGCCAUACGGGAAUGGCCUCGACCUACCACUGUGAC